ACUAGAUAGUCCUGCACUAAGUAGUUUUUUAGUAGUGAGGGGUUAAGGAGGGAAUUCGUACAUAGCCUUUGUGCCUCCAUCCUGACUCUCAGAGGAGAGCAGCUGCUGUCCAAACAGUUCAAGGUGCAAACUCCUCACACCUCCCAGCUGCUCCGGCACACUUUUUCCACUUUACCUUAAAAUAAUCCAGCACAACAGAACUAUUGUUUUAUUUAGUAGUAGUAUCUGAAGGGAACUGGAAGUCCUUGUGGUGCGAGGAUGAGGAGGGUUCUGACUCAGACCUGGUUCGGGUCCUGUCAUAGAAGGGUCACACUCCCAGGCUGCAGGAGUCCACCACACGCUGGAUCUGUGUCGAUUUUUAAGCCUGCAGCAGGGUCACACUUUGCCCAGAAGCGUGCCAGUUUCCCAUGGGACCCCCUGACCAGGGGUGUCACUCCUGCUCCCAGAGCCCUGAGAACCCUGAGGUGAGCGCUGGAGGUGCAACCUCACACCUCCUACCACAUAAAUGCAGCACAUCCCACUCUCUGGAAAGACUGGAGUCAGACCUCUGCAGCUUCCAACAGCCAUGGAGAUGUCCUUCUGCUUCCCCCUUCAGUUCCAGGAGAACCUCUUACCGUUCGACUGCGGGGAGAAACCUCUGGAUCCGUCCUCCGACGCUGGCUACCACAGCGCCGCCAGCAGCCUGUCUCCCACCUCCUCUGUGGACUCCUGCUUCUCCCCUGCCUCCCUGCAGGCUGUGGGGACUGAACAAGACGUGCUGGAGCGUUUUCUCUUCUGCAGUCCAGCAGAUCUCCAUCUCAGCUGCCAGACAGGGCCAGCCUGCAGCCCGUCCUCUGCCAGCAGCCCCACUGCAAAGAAAUCCAGGUCCAGGUAUCCGGGGAAGAAGCGCCAGACUGCCAGCGAGAGGGAGAAACUGAGGAUGAGGGAUCUGACCAGAGCUCUUCAUCACCUCAGGACGUACCUGCCUCCAUCCGUCGCUCCCGCAGGUCAAACCCUGACCAAGAUCGAGACGCUGCGCCUCACCAUCCGAUACAUCUCCUACCUGUCAGCCAAGCUGGGCCUCAGCGAGGAGGUGCUGGAGCAGAGGAGAUCCCUGGAGCCCAUCCGAGACAUCGGGCACCUCCAAGGUCAGCCGAGAGCUGAGAGAACACGCCACAGCACCGUGACCCAGCAGAGUUCCUCCUCACGGCACUCCAGCGAGGCUUCAGGCGGAGUUCAGUUCUGGAUGGAGCAGCAGGAUCCAACUGGGAUCUUCUCAGGACAGGGUUGA
Oryzias melastigma (Indian medaka) is the source of this 1270-nucleotide messenger RNA. RefSeq lists its product as uncharacterized. NCBI's taxonomy places the organism in Eukaryota, Metazoa, Chordata, Actinopteri, Beloniformes, Adrianichthyidae. Gene Ontology annotation, cellular component: nucleus. The transcript is spliced from 2 exons. The record is from RefSeq and is a predicted model, not a curated record. Gene Ontology annotation, molecular function: DNA-binding transcription factor activity, RNA polymerase II-specific; protein dimerization activity; RNA polymerase II cis-regulatory region sequence-specific DNA binding. Bases 506 to 1270 code for a protein of 254 amino acids. Gene Ontology annotation, biological process: somite rostral/caudal axis specification; heart morphogenesis; regulation of transcription by RNA polymerase II.